This is a messenger RNA of Maylandia zebra (zebra mbuna), 2645 nucleotides long. It is a transcript of the gene il6r, whose product is annotated as interleukin 6 receptor. Gene Ontology annotation, molecular function: cytokine receptor activity; protein binding. Gene Ontology annotation, biological process: cytokine-mediated signaling pathway; immunoglobulin mediated immune response. The record is from RefSeq and is a predicted model, not a curated record. Lineage: Eukaryota; Metazoa; Chordata; Actinopteri; Cichliformes; Cichlidae. Gene Ontology annotation, cellular component: membrane; external side of plasma membrane.
AUGGACAGCAGACUGAGCCAACCAGAGAGAGCCGCCUUUAACUUUGCUGUCUGCACAGGGGGUUUUGGUGUUGCAUGAGCGGUUUUCGUGGUGUAAAUAGCUCGGUCUUGUUUUCACGGUGUAAAACGUUUGAGUGGGGUCAGUGUACAGUUGCUGCCGUCGGCGAUGGUGUGAGGACCCGCCGCUGGAAGGAGGAUCUCUGGGUAAAAAUGGGGAUUUUUCUCCUUUUGCUGUUCUUCGCUCCGGUCAGCGGAGUUUUUGAAGGAACAUGUCCCAGAAAAGACCCUCCUCCAGGUGUGUUGGUCUUAUCGCCGGGCUGUAAGCUGUUUCUGACCUGUGGCGGUCAUGUGAGGGUGGAUGGUGUAAAGAUCAGUCUGAAGGGAAGCAGCUUAAACAUCAACAAAAGGGAUGGUUCUUCGAACGGGACACCAGCCGCUCCAAAUGAUAUACAAAACAGUGCAGUUUCAGUCAAAAGUGAUGACAGUUCUCUGAAGAAUGUAAGUGAGGGCUACAGCCCUCAUUUCACGGAGGCAGGAGGAAACAGAAGCCUCAUAUAUUCAGAUGCAGGGUACACAACUUCUCCUCACAUCGUCCAGCCAACCAGGGCCACUCGAUCGCUGAAGGACGAAUCUCAUUGGACCACUGGAGAAACAGAUGUUGAAGAUGACUAUGAGGAGGAUGAAGAGGAUGAAGUGGGGGAAGGAGUGAACCGGGUAACAAGGGGGAUAAAAGUGAUGCCUGAGUGGAAGUGGAACACGAUGACAGUGGGGACAGAAGACAGGGACUGGGGUGAAAUUAAAUUUGGGAGGAGUGGGACAACGCUAACUCUCGCCUCACUGAGAAUGGAAGACUCUGGAAAAUACAGUUGUCAUCACAAAGGCAAAGAAAAGUUUAGCUUAAAGGUGAUCGUUGCAGAUUCUCCUGAGCCUCCCAGUCUGUUCUGCUACAAAAAGUCGCCCAGUAGUAAAAUCCGCUGUGAAGGAAUGCCUCAGAAAGCCGCCAUAAAGCAGCCUAGUUGUUACCUCUUGCUGAGUAAAAAUCCAAGAGAGAAAUUCAAGCGAGUGUCAUGCUCAUACUCAUCUCGGCUCUCUCGCUGUUGGUGUGCUCUGGACCACAUUGAGGAUGAUCGGAGAACCCCUCACCUGGUCUACAUGUGUGUGACAAGCAUCACAGGCAAUGUCACCAGCCCCCUUAAGUACUUUACACCAUUAAAAAUUUUAAAACCAGACCCUCCGUCAAAUGUGUCAGUCCGACAGGAGAAAGGAAAGAAGAACAGGCUGACGGUCUCCUGGAAUUUACCGACAUCCUGGAAGGUGCAAGAUAACUUCUAUAAAUUGAUCUAUGAAGUUAAAUACAACCCUGUCAAACCGUCAAUUGGCAACGAACAGGUACUGCCAGUUAAUGGCCAGCGGCAAGCAACCAUCACUGAUAUAAUGCCUGGUGUUGACUACCUGAUACAAGUCAGAGCUAAAGAGGAAUUUGAUGGACAAUGGAGUGAAUGGAGUCCAUCCACCUAUGCUAAGAGCUGGACAGAGAAGCCUCAGCCUCCGUCAAUCGUGUCAGCGACGUUGGAGGAAAGACAGGAUAUGACGACGAUGAUGACGGUGUGCUGGAGUUUACCGACAAACUUCGAGGAGCCACACAAUUUUAGACUCAUCUGUGAGAUCAAAUACGGGGAAACAAACCUCUCCUUUCACAGCGAAAACCAGUUUGAAGGAGAGGGCUCCUACACCAUCGUAGUGACUCCUACACCUGACGUUGACUUCCUGAUACAGCUGAGGUGUAAGGCAGAACAUGAUGGUCAGUGGAGUGAGUGGAGUAGACCUUAUCCUGUGAGCCCCCCAACGGGUUCAGGUUCAGGUUCAGGUGAUCAAUAUCCAGAUGAUGAUCCCACAAAACCUCCACCAAAACCUAAAGAGUGGCCACAUCAUUUGCUGUGGAUAGUUGGUUUAUUCGCUAUCUUGUCUGUCAUUUUGGCCAUCUACACUUUCGGGCACAAGGACAGAUUUAUCUCUAAACUGCACAGUCUUUAUUUCACCACCCUCUGUGAUGACUCAUCUCAACCUUCGCCCUCUGUCCCGGUUGCCCCAGAAGGAGUAGCUUUGGUGACCUUUGUCCCUACAAAGAGCAACAAAGAGCACCCACCAAGUGAUGAAAACGAAAGUGAAGAAAAUGAGGAACAAAAGCCUUUGAGAGAGAUGACAGACGCCAGGCACUUCAACAACACAAGUUAUUUCUUCCUCCAGAGGGAAUGAGAGCUGUGCAGAAAGAAGAAUUAUAGGCAGAAAAUGUGGCAACUUAUACUGUUGGACUGUUUUCCAGUUCCGUGCCAGUUUUAUAGAUGGCACGAUGUUCUCCACUGAACUUUAAGAAGCAAAGUCAGAAGCAGCUUUCUGACUUUGCUUCUAUCUGUCUUUAUCUAUCUAACUUUAUCUCAUACCUAAAAUACCUCUUAAACACUUUUUUUGUGUGACUGGUCCAAAGAGUUGCCCUUUACCUUCUCUAUCCUACAUCAUCCAUCCAACCAAGAGGCAGGCUACACCUUGCACAGGUGGUCAUUGUGUCUCAGAGCUAACACAGAGAGACAGACAACCAUUGACACCUACGGCCAAUUUAGAAUCACCACCUAGCCUGCCACAGGGAUA